Molecule: messenger RNA, 264 nt
Organism: Suillus subalutaceus
Lineage: Eukaryota; Fungi; Basidiomycota; Agaricomycetes; Boletales; Suillaceae
Exons: 1
Source: RefSeq, a predicted model, not a curated record
CCCUGUCGCUGGACGCACAACGGGCAGGAAUGCGGUAUGCACGUUAUGGGUGAUCGUAUACGAUUGGCAAGGCAUAUACAGAGGUGGCACAUGGCUCACGCAGCACACAGUCAAAGGCAGGCCCCUUGCCGCUGGGGUGGCUGUGGAAAGGUAAUGAAGAGAGAGAACGUCGUCCGACAUGUCAUCGUCACCCAUCUCAAGAUGAAAUGGUGCUGCUCAGUAUGUCGCAUCAAGCUAUCUCGCGAUGAUGCCUCUGCGAGGCAU